Messenger RNA from Tetrapisispora phaffii CBS 4417, 3078 nucleotides. It is a transcript of the gene NUP120, whose product is annotated as Nup120p. The record is from RefSeq and is a predicted model, not a curated record. Lineage: Eukaryota; Fungi; Ascomycota; Saccharomycetes; Saccharomycetales; Saccharomycetaceae. Gene Ontology annotation, cellular component: nuclear pore. The coding region runs from base 1 to 3078 and encodes 1025 amino acids. Gene Ontology annotation, molecular function: structural constituent of nuclear pore. The transcript has a single exon.
AUGUACCUACUAUCAAAGUUAGAUAGUAGCAUUUUACAAUUCAACUCUGAGUCCCUGAAACAAAAUGUCAUCUUUCUUUCGUUAAAUAAUGAAACAGAUGAUUUCAAAAACGUCUCAAACUUGGGUCUUACGAAUUAUUCAACUACCAUUGAAUUACCAAAUAACCAAUACAUUGCAUAUCACUUAUCUAAUUCAUAUUCAAUCCUAUCUUUAUAUGCACUGUCAGAAACUCAUAACAGAAGAAAAAUCCAUAUUGAACUUCCUAAUGCAUUGAUGCAUGAAGAGCAUACUUUAGUUUCUUAUAUAAAAGCGGAUAAUUUGGAAUUUGAAAUGAUUUUAAAGACAGGUAUGUUUUUAAGAUUAACUUUUCCAAUCGAAUCUUUAUUGAAUAACGAUGUAGAGUUUCCAACUGAUUGGUUUACGUUAAUGAACCCAUACGAUUUUAGCAUUAGAUUACCACAUUUGCUUUAUAAAGUUUCUGAUGAAUUCUCAGUGGUUUUCUUAAAGGAUGGUGGUUUAUUAGGCUUAAAAAGAACAAGUGAUGACGCUUUAGAACCAAUUCUAUUUAGCGAUGAAUCAUACUUAAGAAGUUUAUCAAGUUUCUUCUCAAGUAAAAAAAAUAGAUUAACUGAUAGGAUCAUAAGUUGUGUUGUGUAUCACAAUAAAUUUUUAAUUGUAUUGACAGAAAAUUAUAAGUUGAAGAUCUGGAACUUAGAAAAAUAUUCAAUUACCGCUGAAUACGAUCUAGCCGAACAAGCCCAUCUAAAUAAAGAAAGUAGUAGUGGAUAUGAAUCCAUUGGUAGCUACUUAAAAAUCUUCGAUAAUAUAUUGACUGCCUAUUUGCCAUUUUUCAAUGGUAUUUUUCAGUUAGGUUAUUUAAGUAUUGAUAACAAUGAUGACGUUAUGUUAAAUAUAGUCAGCUCGAUUUCAUCUAAUUUGCCAUCCUCUUCAUUAUGGUCAUUAGUCGAUUUUAAAAUCAUAUCCACUUUAGAUCUAAGUUUACCAAGCACAUUUUUUGAUAUAGUAGUCCUUUGGAAAAGUGGAUCCACUAACAAAUUGCAAAUUUUAAAUAUUGAAAAUGAAGAAAUGGAUAGAUACAAUUGGUAUGAAACUACGAAUAAAACUUUAGAGGAAAUUAAAUUUGACACUGAGGUUGAUAACUCUGAUUUGAAUAAAGCACUGGUUGGGUUACAAUCCAGAUAUCCGAACUGUAUAUUUGAAGAAGCUGAAAAUAUUUUAAUACAAAACAACAUAUCUAUUCCAUCCCGUGAAGUGUUAAAUGCAGAAUAUUUAGCAAAUUUGGAAACUUUACUAAAAGAUAUUAAAAGCAAAUGUGAUCAAGCGUCUUCCAUUUCUAUUCUUAAUGAUGAAAUUAUUGUUAUCAAUUGCCAACAAUUUUUCAACCAUUCCGUUUACAAGAUUAACUCUUCAUUAGAGAAAUUGUAUUAUAAUAUCAAUUCCUCAAGUUAUGAUGAUAACAUCUCAAGAUAUUUAAUGACUAUUUACGGGUUUUCGGCCACUAUUUCUCCACAAGUUUUAACAGAACUAUCUAAUCAAUUUUUAGGUUUUGUUACUAAAGAACUACCAGAAACAUUAUCACCAAACCAAAAACUAACAGAGAUAUUUAACAGUACAGUAAAAUCGCACUUGGAAACUUCGAAUAUAAAUAUUUUGUUUCAUGAAUUGAAAUCAUUUGAUGUCAUUUCUUUGCUGAAUACGUUCAUUGACAAUCAUUUACAUCAAAUUAACGUCCGUAAUGGUGAUUUUAUCAGCUCUUUGACUGAUGACACGUUAUGGAACAUUGUUGCAAUCAAGAGUUUAUACAAUCAGCUAGUUAUCCAACAUGAUAUUAUUUUAAGAAUUUUAUUGACCUUCACAUUGUUAGACUUUGAUUAUUCCGUAUUUGAGAAGCAACUGGAUAAUCUGAUUGAACUACAUUAUAAACAAUCAUUAUAUCUGUCCUUGUUUGGGCAAGAUAAAGAUAAAUUCUUAUCUGAAGUGCUACUGCAAGUUUCAAAAUAUAAGACAGGUGUUAAAUUUAAUAAUUACAAUGAAUUAUUUGCCUUCACUAACUAUGCUACUUCUGAACUAUAUUCUUUUGAUAGUACUAUUAACCCAUUUUAUAUGAGAUAUAUCAAUGAUAUUGUUGUAUAUGAUAUUACCUCUUCAGAAUUUAAGAGAGAACAGUUACUUAAGAACAUUUCAUGGAAAUAUUACAUUAGAAAUAAUGCAGACCAUGAACUAUUUAUUGCUAUGCUAUUAUUCAGGUCUAAUCAAAUGGAGAAGUCAUAUGAAUUUUUCCAAUUACAUAACUAUGCUGAAUUAAUGAAGGAUAAGCUGCCAGUAAUCUUUAAAAACAUCGAUAAUGACUCAUCAAACAUCUGGAGACCUUUACUAUCUGUCUUUUGUUUACCAUAUAGGAACUCAGCGUUCUUUUAUGAAUUAUCUGUAUUAUUUGCUAAUCACAAUCAUUUAGAUAUUGCAUUAAAAUCUAUCAAAAAAUCUUUAGAAUUUUCUAGCACAUAUGUGGAGGAUAAAGAAACUCAUGAAUUUAAAGUUCAACAACUAACACAAUUCUUAGAUUUGCUGAUAAAUUUCCGUCUAUAUGGAGAAGCGCUAGAUGUAUUAAGACUUGGACACGAUGUCUUAAAUACUGAACUUAGAGAGACGUAUUUCAGAAAGCUUCUAUUGAUAAAUAAUACUAGCAGUGAUUCAUUUUUCUCUAACUUAUUAAGAUUGUGUUUUAUUAACAGUACGACAAAAUUAUUUUUGUCCCCAAGUGACAUUGAGAUAAUCGAUAACAUACUUACUCAACAAUUGCAUAUUUCUGACUGGAGUAGUUAUAAAAAACUAUACAGUUUUAGGAUAAUAACAAAACAAGAAAGAAAAGCUGCAGAAAUAUUAUAUGACUACACAGUCCAAGUUGGUGGCGAUGACAAGAUGAAGAUGAAGUGUUACACUAUGAUAGGUAAUGUUCUAAAUAGUUUUGCUGAUUCAAACGAUAAGUGGAUUUUGUACAAUGGCGAAAUAAUCACCGUUACAUCUAUUAAAAACAAAAAUUCAGCAUUAACACAUUAG